UAUUUCUUGCUACAGGGCUUUGUAAAGAGAAAAGAGGUAGAUGCUGACUAUGCCAAAAGCUUUUAUUUGGGGAUUUUGUUGGUGGUGCAACCUUCUGUUUCUUCUUUCUUUUUCCUACAUGUCCUUCUAGGAUCUUCUUGCACAAGAGCCUAAAAGCAUUUAAAAUUUGCAGAAUGAAAAGAUGGCGCGAGCAAUGCUGGUACCACCAGGACCUGACAGCUUCUUCUACUUCACUGAAGAAUCUCUUGCAGCUAUUGAAAAACGUAUUGCUGAUGAAAAAUUUCCUUGUGAGCAAGAUGAGACUACAGAUGAUGCUGAUCAUGAGGAAAAUCACCCAAAGCCAAAUAAUGACUUAGAGGCAGGAAAGACACUGCCAUUUAUUUAUGGUGAUAUUCCUCCAGAAAUGGUGUCUGAGCCCCUGGAGGACCUGGACCCCUAUUACAUCAAUAAAAAAACAUUUAUAGUACUGGACAAAGCGAAGACAAUCCACAGGUUCAGUGCCACACCUGCCUUGUACCUUUUAUCUCCUUUCAAUAUCACUAGAAGACUAGCUAUUAAGAUUUUGGUUCAUUCAUUGUUCAACAAGAUCAUUAUGCUCACUAUUCUGGCAAAUUGUGUAUUGAUGACAUGGAGAAAACUUCCAGAAUGGGCAAAGACAGUAGAGUACACUUUCACUGGAAUUUAUACUUUUGAAUUUCUAGUAAAAAUCUUUGCAAGAGGCUUCUGUAUAAACGAUUUUACUUGCCUUCGUGACCCUUGGAACUGGCUUGAUUUUGUUGUCAUUUCCUUUGCAUAUGUGACAGAGUUUGUGGACCUGGGCAAUGUCUCAGCGUUGAGAACAUUCAGAGUUCUCCGAGUUUUGAAAACAGUAUCAGUCAUUCCAGGCUUGAAGACUAUUGUUGGAGCCUUAAUUCAGUCUGUGAAGAAGCUCUCAGAUGUGAUGAUCCUGACUGUAUUUUGCCUGAGUGUAUUUGCACUGAUAGGACUUCAGCUGUUCAUGGGCAACUUGAAGAAUAAAUGCCUGUUCUGGCCAUCAGAAAAUUCAACAGCUUUUGAGAAACAUGUAGUUCCAUACUUUAAUGGUUCAGAAUUUGACUGGACAGCGUACAUUAAUGAAGAAAGUCAUUUCUAUCUCCCAAAAGGAGCAAUUGAUUUUCUGCUUUGUGGCAAUAGCUCAGAUGCAGGUAAAUGCCCAGAAGAGUUCAUCUGUGUGAAAGCUGGUAGAAACCCCAACUAUGGAUAUACUAGCUUUGACACAUUCAGUUGGGCUUUCUUGUCACUGUUUCGACUGAUGACACAGGACUAUUGGGAAAAUCUUUAUCAGUUGACACUACGAGCUGUUGGCAAAUCAUACAUGAUCUUUUUUGUUGUGGUGAUUUUUCUGGGAUCCUUCUAUUUGAUUAACUUGAUUUUGGCUGUGGUUGCCAUGGCCUAUGAAGAACAAAACCAGGCAACUAUUGUUGAAGCAGAGCAGAGGGAGGCAGACUUUAAGCUGAAGCUUGAACAACUGCAGAAGCAGCAAGAAGAAGCUCAGGCAAUAGCAGUGGCUGUAGCAGAGAUGACAGAGUACAGCUGUGAAAGUGGGAAUGCUGCACCCUCAGAUAGUUCUUCAGAUACAUCCAAGCUUAGUUCAAAAAGUGCCAAAGAAAGGAGAAAUAGAAGGAAGAAGAGAAGGCAGAGAGAGCUCUCUGGAGAAGAGGAUGACAUGAAGAAUGAAAAUCUUCCAAAAUCUGAAUCAGAUGGCAGUAUCAAAAGGACAGGUUUCCGUUUAUCUUUUGAUGGAAACAGACUAACUUAUGGGAAGCCGUUUACAUCGCCCCAUCAGUCUUUGCUGAGUGUUCAUGGCACCCUGUUUUCUCCCAGACCUAGCAGCAGAACAAGUAUUUUCAGUUUUAGAGACUAUGGAAGAGAGCGAGGAUCUGAAAAUGACUUUGCUGACGAUGAGCACAGCACGUUUGAGGAUAAUUCGAGCAGAAGGGGUUCCCUGUUUGUGCCGCGCAGGCACGGCGAGCGGCGCAACAGUAACAUUAGCCAGGCCAGUAGGUCAUCCAGGAGGCUCACAGUCCUCCCAGUGAACGGGAAGAUGCACAGCACCGUGGAUUGCAAUGGGGUGGUUUCCUUGGUGGAUGGACCACCAGGUCUGUCGUCUCCUACUGGACAACUUCUGCCAGAGGUGAUAAUAGAUAAAGCAACAGCUGAUGGGAAUAGCACUACCACAGAAAUAGAAAUAAAAAACAGACGUACCAGUUCAUAUCAAAUACCAGUGGAGUUGCUGGAGGAUCCCGAUUUAAGGGAAAGGGCCAUGAGUCUAGCAGAUGUUAUCACAAAUAGAAUGGAAGAACUUCAAGGAUCCAGACAAAAAUGUCCACCUUGUUGGGAUAAGUUUGCCCACACUUUCUUAAUUUGGGAGUGCUGCAAGCCCUGGUUAAAAAUAAAGAAUGCAGUUGAAUUUAUUGUAAUGGAUCCACUAGUUGAUCUGGCUGUCACUGUUUGCAUAGUUAUAAACACACUAUUUAUGGCCAUGGAACAUUAUCCAAUGACUGACCAUUUUUACGCUGUACUUACAGUAGGAAAUCUGGUUUUUACUGGAAUUUUUGCAGCAGAAAUGGUUCUCAAGAUAAUUGCCAUGCAUCCUUUUAAUUAUUUCCAAGUUGGCUGGAAUAUUUUUGAUAGUUUUAUAGUUAUUCUUAGUUUGGUGGAGCUUUUUUUGUCAAACGUGGAUGGAUUAUCCGUUCUCCGAUCAUUCAGAUUGUUACGAGUCUUCAAAUUGGCAAAAUCUUGGCCAACCCUAAAUAUGCUGAUUAAGAUUAUUGGCAACUCGGUGGGGGCUCUGGGGAAUCUGACCCUGGUGCUGGCCAUCAUCGUGUUCAUUUUCGCUGUGGUUGGGAUGCAGCUGUUUGGGAAAAGCUACAAGGAAUGUGUCUGCAAAAUUGCAAGUGACUGUGAACUUCCUCGCUGGCACAUGCAUGACUUUUUCCACUCUUUCCUGAUUGUAUUCCGAGUGCUGUGUGGAGAAUGGAUAGAAACAAUGUGGGACUGCAUGGAGGUUGCAGGCCAAGCCAUGUGCCUUAUUGUCUUCAUGAUGGUCAUGGUGAUUGGAAACCUAGUGGUAUUGAAUCUUUUUCUGGCCUUGCUGCUGAGUUCAUUUAGUUCAGACAACCUUACUGCUACAGAAGAUGAUAAUGAAAUGAACAACUUGCAGAUUGCUGUUGCAAGAAUUCAGAAGGGAAUAGAUUAUGUGAAGAAGAGAGCAGGUGAAUGUGUCCGAAAGUCUUGUUUUGGAAAACAAGCUGCUGUAAAUCAAAGAACAGCAACAGAGCAGUUGAAUGAUGAAAGAAACCUUUGCAUUUCCAACUGUACUAUCACUGAACUAAGGAUAGAUACGAAUUAUGGCAAAAAUGAAAAUGGAAUGGCCACUGUUAUAGGUGGAAGUGAUUAUACAUCAUUCAUAAACAACCCAAGCCUUACUGUCACAGUACCAAUAGCUGUUGGAGAGUCUGAUUUUGAACAUCUGAAUACAGAAGAGUUUAGCAGUGACUCAGAUUUGGAUGAAAGCAAGGAGAAGCUUGAUUUUUCCAGCUCAUCAGAAGGAAGUACAGUUAAUUUAGCUGUCUUUGGAGAAGAAAAAAGUGAAACAGAACCAGAAAAAGCAUCAGAACUACAGGCAUGUUUUACAGCAGGCUGUGUACAGAAGUUUAAAUGCUGUAAAGGCAAUAAGGAGAGCACAAAAGGAAGAAUCUGGUGGAACCUCCGAAAAACCUGUUACAAGAUAGUAGAGCACAACUGGUUUGAAUCAUUCAUUGUCUUCAUGAUUCUUCUCAGCAGUGGUGCUCUGGCUUUUGAAGAUAUAUAUAUUGAAAAGCACAAGACUGCAAAAAUCCUGCUGGACUAUGCUGAUAAAAUAUUUACUUAUGUCUUUAUUCUGGAAAUGUUGCUAAAAUGGGUGGCCUAUGGUUUUCAGACUUACUUCACUAAUGCUUGGUGCUGGCUGGACUUCCUGAUUGUUGAUGUCUCGUUGGUUAGCUUAGUAGCUACUGCCCUUGGUUUCUCAGAAUUUGGUGCAAUUAAAUCUCUCCGAACAUUAAGAGCUUUGAGACCUCUAAGAGCUUUGUCACGCUUUGAAGGCAUGAGGGUGGUUGUGAAUGCUCUUACUGGAGCAAUCCCAUCCAUAAUGAAUGUACUUCUGGUUUGCCUUACAUUCUGGCUAAUUUUCAGCAUUAUGGGAGUCAAUUUGUUUGCUGGAAAGUUCUAUCACUGUGUUAACACCACAAAUAAUGUGAUGUUCACACCAGAGGAAGUCAGUAAUAAAAGUAUGUGUGAAAAUCUGAACAGGACUUCUGGAGGUCUUCGGUGGAAAAAUGUGAAAGUAAACUUUGAUAAUGUUGCAAUUGGUUAUCUUUCUCUGCUUCAAGUGGCGACAUUUAAAGGGUGGAUGGAGAUUAUGUAUGCUGCAGUUGAUUCUACACAAGUAGGGCACCAGCCCAAGUAUGAAGACAACCUGUACAUGUACAUUUACUUUGUGGCCUUUAUUAUUUUUGGAUCAUUUUUCACCCUAAACUUAUUUAUUGGUGUCAUCAUAGACAACUUCAACCAACAAAAAAAGAAGCUUGGAGGUCAAGACAUUUUCAUGACAGAAGAACAAAAGAAAUACUACAAUGCAAUGAAGAAGCUGGGAUCAAAAAAACCACAAAAACCUAUACCUCGACCAGUGAACAAAUUGCAAGGUCUGAUGUUUGAUAUUGUAACACGGCAACUAUUUGACAUCACUGUCAUGGUUUUAAUCUGUCUUAACAUGGUCACAAUGAUGAUAGAAACAGAUGACCAGACUGAACUGAUGCAAAAUAUUUUAUAUUGGAUUAACUUGGUCUUUGUUGUCCUUUUCACUGGUGAAUGUGUCUUCAAAAUAUUUUCACUCCGUUAUUAUUACUUCACCAUUGGCUGGAAUAUUUUUGAUUUUGUGGUUGUUAUUCUUUCAAUAAUAGGUAUGUUCUUAGCUGAAAUGAUUGAGAAGUACUUUGUGUCACCCACUUUGUUCAGAGUUGUACGGCUUGCCAGAAUCGGUCGAAUCCUGCGCCUCAUUAAAGGCGCUAAGGGAAUCCGCACUCUGCUUUUUGCUUUGAUGAUGUCUCUUCCUGCUCUGUUCAACAUUGGGCUGCUGCUUUUCCUGGUCAUGUUCAUCUAUGCCAUAUUUGGCAUGUCCAACUUUGCCUAUGUCAUGGUGAACAUGUACAUUGCUGUGAUUUUGGAGAACUUCAGUGUUGCUACUGAAGAAAGUGCUGAACCCUUGAGUGAGGAUGACUUUGAGAUGUUCUAUGAGGUUUGGGAGAAGUUUGAUCCCGAUGCAACACAAUUCAUAGAAUAUAGCAAACUGUCUGAUUUUGCAGCUGCUCUAGAGCCUCCUCUUAAUAUACCAAAACCAAACAAAGUCCAGCUUAUUGCAAUGGAUCUGCCUGUGGUGAGUGGUGACCGAAUUCACUGCCUUGACAUCUUGUUUGCUUUCACAAAGCGUGUGCUGGGGGAAAGUGGGGAGAUGGAUGCCCUCAGAAUACAGAUGGAAGAUCGGUUUAUGGCAUCCAAUCCCUCUAAAGCUUCCUAUGAACCAAUUACGACUACACUGAAACGAAAACAGGAAGAAAUUUCUGCCAGUAUAAUUCAGCGUGCUUACAGACGUCAUCUUCUAAGACAGUCAGUAAAGAAGCUUUCAUUUCUGUAUCAGAAAGAUGGGGGUGAUCAGCUUAUCAAAAACGAUAUGGUUGUUGGUAAGCUGAGUGAAAACUCAUCUCCAGAGAAAAUGGAUAUGUCUGCAUCCACCACAGCUCCGCCUUCUUAUGAUAGUGUAACAAAACCAGAAAAAGAAAAAUAUGAAGAUGACAAAUCAGAAAAGGAAGACAAAGGAAAAGACAGAAGAGGAAACAAAAAAUAAAAGGCAGAGGUUAUCCGUGAUGAGUGUUCACAAGCUUGAAAAUAUGUUUUUGUCAGUAGCACUGUUACUGGAGGAUUAUGCCAAAAUUUUAAGUUUUUACAUACUUACUGACUGCUGCAGUCAGUGCCUAUCUAAGACAAUGGUCCUUCACUAGUAAACUCUUGGUCUGUAACAAGGAAACAAACUUGCAGAGCAAUAGUUUUGAUUAACAGCUGUUACUAAUUGAGAGACACAAAAUUUCUACUUGGAACCCUUAAUGGGUCCUAAUAAGCCUGUACUUCUGUGGAAUAAGUGUGUCCACUGUGUACAUUUCAUCUCCUGUGUUCCAUGUGUGUCAGCUCUUUUUCAUUAUCUCGUUUGCUUUGAAUAACAUACUGCCUUAUUAAUUCUGCUGUGCUGAGAAAACAAAAUCUACUCUUAAUUUAGAUAAACACUAAAUAAUACUCUUAUGUGCAGAGGAACACAAAUGUCAGGAAUAUGUAAUUAUUGCAUCAUAAUAUGAAUGUAGUUCUCUUCAAGCCACUUCUAAAGGCAAAAAAAACAGGAUUCAAGAUUGUUGAACCUCAGGAUGUAGAUAAAAGAAACAGCAAACUAUGAAACAACCAAUAGAGUCCAGAUAGAGAAUUUGUCAGUAAAUCAAGCAAGGAAAUAAUUUUUACGGAGAAGAGGUUGGUACCUUAGUCCUUUAAGUUUAAUAUAUUUAUCUUUAUUACCUUUUAAUAGUUCUUAAUUUAUUGUACUGUCCAUUUCAGAUACAGUGGUUUAAAUAAAUUAUGCUGCAUAGAGCUCCUGUUUGGAAAAUUGCAAAACUGUGGAAAAAUUACUUUCAAAGUACAAGCUAGCUCCGAAUUCCUGAAACAUUGAAGCAAUUCUUUUCACAGAAAAGCUAUAAAUGCCGAAUUCUGCCUAUAAAAAAUAAUAUUUUUUUAAAAAAUGUGCUAUGUUUUGACCCUUGAUACUGUGAGUAAUGUCCAUGCUUUAUUCCAAAGUCUGUUGCUACACUUCUGAUUUCUCAUGAGUAUAUCCCACUUAGGAAAAUAGUCAAAGCUAUACAUUGAUAGCAGAGUACCUUUGGGGAAAAAUACUACUUUAAUAUAUACCUCAUAUUUAAAUUUCCCUACUUUGGAAGGAUGGAUCAUAGAAAUACAAAAUAUGUACGUGAGAGAGGUGGUUUUGACACCCCCUUGGCAAUAUAGUCAAGUUUCCACUGUAAUGUAACCUUCUGUAGAGAGCUGAGAUGACCAAAAAGAUGUACUGGAACCAGCUUUGUCCUGCACUGGUGUUUAGAUGAGUUUUUUUGCAUUCAGGCUGACACUGUACCUGUAAGUAAAAUACCCUCUGUUAUUUAAUCAGUUGUUUUACACAGUGGUACCCUUCUGAACAAAGAGACAAUGACCUAAUUACUGUAUAUGUGUCAAAUAUGUACCCUAGUAAGUUAGCUUACAACAUUUCAAUAGAUACUAUGAUAUGUUCUGUGAUACUUCAAAUAAUUGGAAGCUCUAACUGAUGCAUGCUUGCUGCUAUUAUCCUACAGCUCUUAAAAUUUAACAUGGGAAGAGAAGUAAGUGGUAAAAAGAAAAACAGUUUGACAAGACCAUCGUUCCUCAUACCAGUAAGCAAUUGUUUGCUGCUAUUAAAGAUUUUAUUUUGUGUGAGUGUUGUAAUCAGCAAAUAUGCAGUAAGGUAUUGGACUAUACAGGCAAAUAGAUGGCUUAAAAUACGGGGCUAGAAAAAAAUUAUAUGUCUAUUCUUUUUAUUUAAAAAUAGUUUUAUUUUAUAAGAUUUUAUACUUACUAUAAGAAAUUACACAUAUUUUCCUGUUGUUUUUAAUUUUUAUUGCUGUCUUUGACACUUUACCAUUCAGAAAAGUAAUAUAAAAUAUGUAAUUGAAAAUUCCCGCUGAUUGUUUUACACAGCCUUUAAUAAGGAGUAGUUUAAAAACAAAUGGACAGUACAAAUUCUUUUCUGAUCCAUAGAUAGGCCUUUUUUAUUGUUACAAUCCUGUCCGUUGAUUUUCAGGGUAAUCUUAGUCAUAGGAACCUUGUUGUUUCCUCAGAGUUAAUCUCACACUAUCUGCUUUGCUUAUUGGUGCACACUGCAAUAGAAACACUUUAAAUAUAAUUUCUUACUCAAAAAUCUUUCUUUGUGAGAAUGAAUAGUGAACUUGUGCAAUGGGAAGUGAAACACUUUGCAUUUCUUACAAAAGAACUAGAAUAUUGAUGGGCUCCUGCUUUUAUAGAAAUUAUUGGCUCAUAGUGUACUGAUGAACUGCAUGCAGGAAAUUGUUUUACCAAAAAUAAUUACAUUGCUAACAACCCGAAAGAAUAAAGAUAACCUUUUUAUGUAA
Molecule: messenger RNA, 8270 nt
Organism: Parus major (Great Tit)
Lineage: Eukaryota; Metazoa; Chordata; Aves; Passeriformes; Paridae
Product: sodium channel protein type 2 subunit alpha-like
Exons: 27
Coding region: 182-5923 (1913 amino acids)
Biological process (GO): sodium ion transmembrane transport; neuronal action potential; membrane depolarization during action potential
Cellular component (GO): voltage-gated sodium channel complex; plasma membrane; axon
Molecular function (GO): protein binding; voltage-gated sodium channel activity
Source: RefSeq, a predicted model, not a curated record